ACAGACGUCGCGGAGGAGGGAGGGCUGCCAGUGUCGACAUGCUGCUGGAGGAGGUCCGCGCCGGCGACCGGCUAACCGGGGCGGCGGCCCGGGGCGACGUGCAGGAGGUGCGCCGCCUUCUGCACCGCGAGCUCGUGCAUCCCGACGCCCUGAACCGCUUCGGCAAGACGGCGCUGCAGGUCAUGAUGUUCGGCAGCCCCACCAUUGCUUUGGAGCUCCUCAAGCAAGGUGCCAGCCCCAAUGUUCAGGACGCCACCGGCACUACUCCAGCCCAUGACGCCGCGCGCACUGGAUUCCUGGACACCCUGAAGGUCUUGGUAGAGCAUGGUGCUGAUGUCAACGCACCUGAUGGCACUGGGGCGCUCCCCAUCCACCUGGCGGUGCGAGAGGGCCACACGGCUGUGGUCAGCUUCCUGGCUAUGGAGUCUGAUCUCCAUCACAGGGACGCCAGGGGCCUCACACCCCUGGAGCUGGCGCAGGGGCUGGGGGCCCAGGAUCUCAUGGACAUCCUGCAGGGGCACACGGUGGUGCUGCUGUGACCCAGGGCCACCCACUCCUGUAACAGGACCCAGCGGGGUUCUGCAUCAAGAGAGGAGGAAAGAAACACUUUCUCCCCUCACUUCUGCCCACUGUCGAAAGGGGAGGGGCACCCGUUUGUGGCUUGUUGGUGUUGAUUUGCGGGGUGUGUGUGUUUGAGGGACAUUUCUCAUUUGUUUUUCUCACCCCUUUUGACGUGCUGGGCAGAGAAGGGCUCUUGCCGACAACAGCCAUCUAAACGGUUCCGUUUUCUCUGUGCCUCAGAUUGCUGGGGCUGCAGACGCCCAAGAGCAGAGCGUUUAAAGCCCCAGCUCCAGAGUGAGGUCAUCGCUUCCAGGGCUCCUGGAACCUGGCGACCUUGGCUGGCUUGUACCCAGAGAGAGACCUCAAAGUGUGCACACUGCUUUCAGGCAUGGGGUGGGAGGGGGGAGAGUUUCGAAUCAAAGGGUAGUAUGAGUUCGUUCAUAUUUUGUUGGAAGCUUGUUUUCCAGUCUCUUGUACAGCGUUUAAAAAAAGAGAUUCUAUUUAUUAAGCUUUGUGGAAAAAAAUUGUGUGAUAACUUAAUGUUUUUACCCAUUAAAUUAAGACUUGUGCAUGAUCAGA
Neogale vison (American mink) is the source of this 1140-nucleotide messenger RNA. RefSeq names its product cyclin dependent kinase inhibitor 2D (gene CDKN2D). Lineage: Eukaryota; Metazoa; Chordata; Mammalia; Carnivora; Mustelidae. The coding region runs from base 39 to 539 and encodes 166 amino acids. Gene Ontology annotation, cellular component: nucleus. Gene Ontology annotation, molecular function: protein kinase binding; cyclin-dependent protein serine/threonine kinase inhibitor activity. The record is from RefSeq and is a predicted model, not a curated record. The transcript has 3 exons. Gene Ontology annotation, biological process: negative regulation of cell population proliferation; regulation of cyclin-dependent protein serine/threonine kinase activity.